AUGGGAACUCUUCGGCCAAUCAAUGGGACCUCUCCGGCCAAUCAAUUGGACCUCUUCGGCCAAUCAAUGAGACCUCUUCGGCCAAUCAAUUGGAACUCUUCGGCCAAUCAAUGUGACCUCUUCGGCCAAUCAAUGGGACAUCUUCGGCCAAUCUAUUUCUCAGGAAAUAUCUAUCUAUCUAUCUAUCUAUCUAUCUAUCUAUCUAUCUAUCUAUCUAUCUAUCUAUCUCAGUCUGUUCAUAUCUAUCUAUCUAUCUAUCUAUCUAUCUAUCUAUCUAUCUAUCUAUACACUCAUUCUAUCCCGGUCUGUUCAUAUCUAUCUAUCUAUCUAUCUAUCUAUCUAUCUAUCUAUCUAUCUAUCUAUGCCUGUCCUUUAGAUAUACUCAAUUUUUCCCAAUUUGUCAUUAAUUUUAUAUGUAUUCAUAUUUAUCUCUCUCUCUCUCUCUCUCUCUCUCUCUCUCUAUCUAUCUAUCUAUCUAUCUAUCUAUCUAUCUAUCUAUCUCUUUAUAUAUAA
Molecule: messenger RNA, 513 nt
Organism: Acanthosepion pharaonis
Lineage: Eukaryota; Metazoa; Mollusca; Cephalopoda; Sepiida; Sepiidae
Source: the annotation of a GenBank genome assembly